UUGGCUAAAGAUCAAGUGAUUACCAAGUUAAUAAGACUGACUUAUUAGAGGCUGGCCCUCCCUGCGCCCGCUCAGAGAGGCUGGGCGGGUGUUAGCAGAUGCCUCGGUGACCUGCAGACUGGAAGGAACAUCAGGAACUCUUUCAUCAAUAUAAUCAACAGACCAUGGGACAAGAGGAAAGCCACACUGAGGAGAUUGAAUUAGAACAGAUUCAGGACCUGUGCAUGAUUUUCAUGAAGGAGUGUCCGAGCGGUUCCCUGCACUUACAUGAGUUCAAGAGGAUCUUCGGGAUCCCGAGCAGCUCUGCAGAGGAGUCGCUCUACAUCGAGACAAUAUUCCGCUCCUUUGACACAAAUCAGGAUAACGCACUUGAUUUCCUCGAGUAUGUAGCGGCGCUCCACUUGAUCUUACGAGGAAAUCUUGAAGACAGGCUCAAGUGGUCCUUUAAGAUGUACGACAAGGAUGGGAAUGGCAAGUUGGACAGGCAGGAGGUGAAACGCAUUAUCAGGAUCUUGUACAAAAUCAAGUUCCAGACGAGUGAUGUUGGUAUGACGCCGUCUGAAAUCUGCGACAGAAUCUUUGAGCUGGUUGAUCAGAAUGAUGACGGUCAGAUAACCUUGUCUGAAUUCAUGGAGGGAGCCCAGAAGGAUGAAUGGGUCAUGAACCUGCUGAAGCUGGACGUCAACGCCACCGGCUGGGUCAUCCAGAACUGCGGGAAACUACCAUGACCUCUCACCUUAGUGGGUUCGGCGCCCACAGGUUUUUGUUGAGGCUGACACAGAGGUGCUGUCUUCAAAGCUCGGCCGGCGUCUCCAUGCUGAGCUUCCUGCGACGUGGAGCUGGAGCUCAGUGACCUUUUUCACGACUGCAGUUCUGCCGUGAUUUUGCCUGCUGGGUCCAAAGGUCCAUGCUGCACGCCUGUGGUGGUGAUUUGGUCUUGAGUUAUCUGUUAGGGUCCGUGUAUCUACAUUUAUUAUUAUUGCGUUAAUUUUAGUUUGAGACUGAUGGCCAUUGUGGAUUUUGAAAAAAACUAAAAAACAAAGCAAAGUAAACAAAAAUCUAAUAAUAUAUA
Molecule: messenger RNA, 1072 nt
Organism: Micropterus salmoides (largemouth bass)
Lineage: Eukaryota; Metazoa; Chordata; Actinopteri; Centrarchiformes; Centrarchidae
Product: guanylyl cyclase-activating protein 2-like
Exons: 4
Coding region: 165-728 (187 amino acids)
Biological process (GO): visual perception
Cellular component (GO): photoreceptor inner segment; cone photoreceptor outer segment
Molecular function (GO): calcium ion binding; calcium sensitive guanylate cyclase activator activity
Source: RefSeq, a predicted model, not a curated record